AUUUGCUCAAACACCGAACGUAUGCAGAUUCGACGACGAAAGGCGGUUGUGCUGGUCAUUGUCGGACUCGUGGCGACAGUGCUUGCCUACGAAGCCCUGUGCACGGCCUUCCGACGGCAGCCUCGCGGACGCAAAGCACUCCCUUGGCAGCAACAGCAACAAGUCCGAUGCCCCGUGUGCCCGGCCUCUAGCACAGAUGGCAAUACAGCAGAACUGACGGCCGACCAGCUGGCUGCUCGUGCGCAGGAGCAAGCAGCAAGGUGCGCCGUGCCGUCCUUGCUCCAGUCGCUGGAAUUGGUCGGCACAACCGUGCCCCCGCCGACCUACUAUGCCAACGAGAAUGACAUUAUGCUGGUGGCGCCUGAGCUUCAUGCAAAAGAACGACGGCGGGAUGUCACAUUCAGUAUCGCCAUUCCAACAGAAACCUACGCGAUGCCGGCGGGAUCCACACUCCCGGUUGUUCGCACGUUGCAGCGAUUAAUCAACAACUUGACGCCGCAAGAGCAACGCCAAACACUCAUCGUCGUCGUCAUCACGUCCCCCGCAAAGCGAGCCAUCCCUGCUGUCUUGACAUCCGUCCACACGGCGUUUGCAGCCCACAUGCUGUCGGGGUUGAUUGAAGUCGUCGUGCCGACGCCUGCCGCGUACCCGAUGCCCGGCACGCCGUUGCGCAAAACGUACGGUGCGACCGAGCAAGAGGUGCUGAUUCGCUCCAAACCCAAUGUGGACAUGGCGAUCGGCAUGGAGUACUGCGCUGGCCGCGGCCGCUACUUUCUGGCGCUUGCCGAGAGCGUGGACACCAGCCCCAACUUUUUCGACCAGAUGGCAACCUUCAUCUCCUCGACAGAUAGCGUCGAGCACAGCCCGCCGUGGUCUGUCCUCGAAUUCAAUCUUCGCGGUCCUUCCUGGGGCAAGCUCUUUCGCGACACUGAGCUUCUUGAGGCAGCUGCCUUCUUCCGCUUCUUUUAUCUCGACCACCCCCUUGAAAAUCUGCUCGUCUACUUCAUGUCGUCCAAGACGCAGCCCUCGCGAUUCUUCUCCCCUCGAGUGCUGUUUACGCCCGCUCCUUCAGUUUAAGUGGAAGUGUGUGUGUGUGUUUGGCUUGUUAUUUAAUCAGAACAAAAAAAACUAAGGACAAAAAAC
Messenger RNA from Capsaspora owczarzaki ATCC 30864, 1143 nucleotides. RefSeq lists its product as hypothetical. Lineage: Eukaryota; Filasterea; Ministeriida; Capsasporidae. The coding region runs from base 22 to 1077 and encodes 351 amino acids. The transcript is spliced from 3 exons. The record is from RefSeq and is a predicted model, not a curated record. Gene Ontology annotation, molecular function: acetylglucosaminyltransferase activity. Gene Ontology annotation, biological process: protein N-linked glycosylation.